CCCCAAACCAGUCCCAAAAACAAAAAAGUGAGAGACCAUGAAAACAAAAGUCCUGUGCUUGAAUCAUCAUCAUCAUCUUCCUCUAAACAUCACCAAAUCUCCAUGGACUAACCCUAGGUUCACAAGAAGCUCAACCCUAAUUAUUCCCAUAACAACCACUAGAACCCCAACAUACAAGACAUUGAAGCUCAACGCCGAGUCUAAAGGGUUCGGUCAGACCGACGAUAAUCUAACCCGCAAAAAGACCAAAAGCAACAACAACAGCAACAACAACAAUAGCAUGUUCAGGGAUGACAUGAACUAUGAUGACGACGACGACAAAGAUGAAAAGAUACCAGAUGUGGUGUUCGAGAGAAUCAUAGGAAGGAUAUUGUUAUAUGUUGGGGCUCCUAUGGGGACUGGCUUAGUAUUGUUGCAAUUGUUCAAUGUGUUAAAAGAGAAACAUUUGUGGGAUGCUCCAAUUUGGGUGCCAGCCUUGACCACACUCAUCACUUUUGGAGCUUCUACACUUGGGGUAGCUUAUGGGGCUCUAUCUACAAGCUGGGAUCCAAACAACAAGGGCUCCAUUCUUGGGAUUCAAGAAGCUAGACAGAAUUGGGAUGAUAUGUGGCUUGCAGAUCAAGAACAACAAGAUACCAACUAAUCAUAAUAUUAUUAAUAUAUUAUUCUAUCAACUCUACUUAAUUUAUUUCAAAUAUAUAUUGGAGUUUCAUUAGUUAUUUUAUCUAUUUUUUGGAUAAUUUUUGUAUUGUACAUGUGAGGUAUGUUAAGUGUUGUCCAUGAAUUAGGGUAACAUUUCCCAUAUAUACUAAAAAAAUAUAUUUUUAAUAAAACAUUUAAUAAUAUUGUUGGUUUUCUAGCUAGUGGGUACUACUUGUAAAUAUGUCAUGAAUUUAUAAUAAUUUUUUUUAUAUUUGUUUACAGUUGUCCAA
This is a messenger RNA of Impatiens glandulifera, 932 nucleotides long. RefSeq lists its product as uncharacterized. NCBI's taxonomy places the organism in Eukaryota, Viridiplantae, Streptophyta, Magnoliopsida, Ericales, Balsaminaceae. Bases 38 to 643 code for a protein of 201 amino acids. The record is from RefSeq and is a predicted model, not a curated record. The transcript has a single exon.